This is a messenger RNA of Psilocybe cubensis, 1920 nucleotides long. RefSeq lists its product as uncharacterized. The record is from RefSeq and is a predicted model, not a curated record. Bases 1 to 1920 code for a protein of 639 amino acids. The transcript is spliced from 19 exons. NCBI's taxonomy places the organism in Eukaryota, Fungi, Basidiomycota, Agaricomycetes, Agaricales, Agrocybaceae. Gene Ontology annotation, cellular component: cytosol. Gene Ontology annotation, molecular function: hydrolase activity. Gene Ontology annotation, biological process: nucleotide catabolic process.
AUGCCCAUGUUCAUUCCUAGCUUUUCUCCGAGUCUAGGGCUGGUUGCGUUACUGGCAGCGGCGGUUUCUAGUGCUACUGCCUGCGAGGAUGGACAUACUCAGUUUCACGCCAAGGUGUUUACUCCAUCUAUCCCGUUACCUCCUCCGACUCGCCAGCUCGACUGGGGAGAUAUCAACAUCAUCCACACCACCGACAGUCAUGGAUGGCUUCUUGGCCACCAGAAAACAUCCUACCCGGAGCCUAAUUACAGUGGCACCUUGGGAGAUUUCGCGUCUUUUGUUGCGCACAUGAAAGAAAUUGCCAUCGAACGCGACGUGGAUCUAUUACUCGUCGAUUCUGGUGACCUCCACGAUGGUACUGGCUUGACAGAUGGGUUUCCUGCUGGUGGAAUAGAUGCGCAUGAUGCCAACCAAUUCAUCAAACAACUUCCAUACGAUGUGAUGGCCAUUGGAAACCAUGAGUUGUACGUCUACGCCAACGCUCUGGACAUGCACCGUAACUUCGCACCGAGCUUGAAGGGACGGUACCUCUCCUCAAACGCCAAUAUCACUGUUUUCAACGAGAACGGACAAGCAGUUAGCGUCCCUGUUGGAGAACGGUUUGCGAAAUUCAAGACCAGAAAGGGCCGAAAAGUCACAUCUCUUGGUGUUUUGUUCAACUUCACUAGGAACAGCCACAAUACGACAAUCCAGAAGGUUUCCGACAUGGUCAAAGAAAACUGGUUUGUAGAUGCAAUUGAAGAAGAACCGGAUUUUUUCUUGCUUGUUGGGCAUAUGCCAAUUGACCUUGACUCUGAAUGGUCCAUCGUCUUUAACGCUGUUCGUGCUGUUCACCCCACAACGCCAAUUCUUAUUUUUGGUGGCAUGUCUCUAUCCUUAUCAAACCAGAGAAUCCUCCUCACCGUUGAUAUACCUUUUGUAGCUCUGGCAUCUAUAUUAAAAUUUCCCAAAAUUCUUACAGUUCAACUUGAUGGCCGUUCUAUGUCUCUGGAAAGUGGAAGUACUCUCUUGGACAGGAUGGAUGAGGCAGUAAAGAAAAUAUUACGUUCAGCCGCAGGUAUCUGGACCCAAAUCGUGCCACCUUCCAGGAAAUUCCACACCGGGAAGAACGAAUUUGAUUAUGAUACCCUUCAAGGAGAGAACAUAACCAUGGGUUUGAAGCAAUUGGCGGAGAAAUUCGACCUUUCCUUCCAGUUUGGAAUUGCUCCACACGAUUUCACGAUCAGCCAGGCACCAUUCCCGUCCAAUGGUAGCCUUCUUAGCCUAUAUAUCGAAAAUGCCGUCCCCGCCGCACUGGCUAUCAACAACACCAGAGCCUCAAUACCUAACCUUGUGAUUACCAACUCCGGCGCGCAGAGAUUCGACAUCUAUUCAGGCCCAUUUACCAGGAACGACCAGUUAACAGCUUCACCCUUCGUCAAUACAUUUUUGUUUAUACCUAACGUGCCUUUUUCCGUGGCCAGCAAAGUUCUCCAAGGUCUCAACGACGCCGGUGAAAACCAAAGUCGAGGUCUUUUGAAGUCAAGAGAGCGUGAACUUUAUGGGAGUGGUUAUGUUGAUAUGAUUUAUAAUCGCUGGCUGGCAGAGCAGGACAGAAGAGGUGGGCUUGAGCGAAGGGCAGCGCAGAACUUGACACUGGGUUACGUGACCACCGAUGCUUGCCCAGGGGUCGGGGACGACAUUCUCCAUGCGCCAUUACCUUCGUACUCGAUCCCAGAAUUCAUCAGUUCCAUUCCCCCGGUAGUGGCUGACGACGCGCCAAUCGACCUCAUCUUUGUGUCCUUCAUUGAAACGGAUCUGUUACAGAUCCUUAACUCAGUGCAAACGGACAAAACUUUCGUCACCGCCGACGUGUCGUUGUACAGCUCGGUUUUAUCUAACGAGGUUCUAGGGCUGUAUGCACAAUAUAAUUGGAACUGA